This is a messenger RNA of Aureobasidium subglaciale EXF-2481, 1456 nucleotides long. RefSeq lists its product as uncharacterized. Gene Ontology annotation, molecular function: methyltransferase activity. The transcript is spliced from 7 exons. The record is from RefSeq and is a predicted model, not a curated record. The coding region runs from base 169 to 1143 and encodes 324 amino acids. NCBI's taxonomy places the organism in Eukaryota, Fungi, Ascomycota, Dothideomycetes, Dothideales, Saccotheciaceae.
ACUGCCUGCUGUCGCUGCUCCUAAGCUGCUGCUAACUAAAACUUCGUCUGUUCACGCCCCGGGGCGCUUCGUUCCUCUCUUGGCCUUUCUUUUAUUGCGCUUGCUUAUAGCCGCCCGCGCGCCGUCCUCGCUGUCAUUGGAGAUCAUGUGCUGUGGCUUUUCUUGAUAAUGUCUAGAAUAGCAGUCGCGUCUCUUGUUGCCCCUCAAGAAGUCUUAUCCGUCUCAGUAAGAGCACCAAUGCAGCAAGAAUGGUAUGAAGAGAAUGGACGUUGGUACCAUGCAUGGCAAAAGGGACUAUACAUGUACCCGCAUGACGAGGAGGAACGCCAUCGCAUGGAUGUAUACCACAAUCUCUUCUAUGACAAAGCUGGAUUGAGCCUGCAUUCCGCGAGGUUGAUACCCGAGGUCACUCGUCGUCCCCGGAUCAUGGAUCUUGGAUGUGGUACUGGCUUCUGGGCAAUCGACAUGGGCGAACAAUACCCUGAGGGGGAGGUCCUCGGAUUAGAUCUCGCCAACCUCCAACCUGCCCAAAUCCCACCAAAUGUCCGCUUCCAAAUACCUUUUAAUUUCGAAACACCUUACUGGAGUUUGGGACAAGAUUCGUGGGACUUGAUUCAUAUGCAAAUGCUCUGUGGUAGUGUCUCGAGCUGGCCAAAUCUAUACGCAAAAGUCAUCUCACAUCUCCGACCCGGAUUUGGCUGCAUUGAGCAACUCGAGAUAGAUUUCGAACCUCGUUGUGACGAUGGCACACUUCCACCGGACUCGUUCCUAAGACAAUGGUAUGAUUAUCUGGUACGAGCUACAGAUCAGACGCCCAAAACCAUACGCUACUCGCACAGCACCCGACAAGCCCUCUCACAAGCUGGAUUCACCGACAUCUCAGAACGUGUGAUCAAAGCACCUUACCGAGCGUGGUCAACAGAUCCUACCGCAUUCAAUGUCGGCAAUUUCCAUCAGACUGCAUUGGACCUUUGUGCUGGUCUGGAAGCAUUGAGUCUGGGCCCAUUCUCCCGCGUAUUCGGGUGGAGCAAGCAAGAGAUCGAGGGCUUCCUCGCCGGAGUCCGAGCAGAGAUCCGUAAUCGUUCCAUCCACGCGUACACCAACAUCCAUGUGUGGACUGCGAGACGACCACUGGCCAGGUGAUGACCCUUGGCCCACGAGCAUUAGUGAAACCCUGACACUGUCGCUCUUUCUUGCAAACGAACUGUUAUGACGAUUCGCAUGCAUCCACUCACAUCACUAAAAGCCUUGCUUGUGUUUUAAAGCGCUCCAGCAUAUUGUUUACUCGGACGGCAUUACGAUCCAUUCAUUGCGAUUCACGGCAACAACCAUUUCUUCGGUCUUCUUUUCUUUCUUUUCGUACUAGCCUCAGAUCAAGUGGUGAUCUGAAGCGAUCAUCUCUCGAUGUUUGGGAAGGAUUUACUGGGCGUUCUUCGCCAAGCUGUUUUUUGCUCAA